Notechis scutatus (mainland tiger snake) is the source of this 1370-nucleotide messenger RNA. The record is from RefSeq and is a predicted model, not a curated record. Lineage: Eukaryota; Metazoa; Chordata; Lepidosauria; Squamata; Elapidae.
CAGAAGGAGCUGCCAACAUCACCGCUCCUGGGUUUGCUGGCGACCCUAUGCUCUGCUCGAUGGCUAACUCAGGCUGCCUCCUGGUCUCCAACUCAGCCUUGCUCCCGCACUCUCUCCCUUGUCCCCCAGCCUUCCUCUACCUCCAGCAGGGCAGUCAGGACGCCACGGCUCCGCCUGACGCAAUGGCUCAGCCCUAUCCCCCGGCAACAUACCCACCGCCCCCACAGAAUGGCAUCCCUCCAGAGUAUGUUCCUCCACCACCACACCCGCACCCAGCACAGGACUAUUCGGGGCAGAGCACAGUACCCGAGCAUGCCUUGACGCUCUACACCCCAGCACAGAGCCACUCCGAACAGCCGGGCACUGAUGCCAGCACGCAGUCCAUAGCAGGCACACAAACAGUACCGCAGACAGAUGAAGCAGCGCAGACGGACAACCAGACACUACACCUACCAGAGAAUGGUUCUGACAAGCAGCAGCCUAAGCGGCUACACGUUUCCAACAUCCCUUUCCGCUUCCGGGACCCUGAUCUGCGGCAAAUGUUUGGGCAAUUUGGAAAGAUCCUGGAUGUUGAGAUCAUUUUCAAUGAGCGUGGUUCCAAGGUCAACAAUGCCACCGCACGGGUCAUGACAAACAAAAAGGCAGCUAAUCCCUACACAAAUGGCUGGAAGCUGAACCCUGUAGUGGGCGCCGUCUAUGGCCCUGAAUUUUAUGCAGUGACCGGUUUUCCAUAUCCAGCCACAGGAACUGCAGUAGCGUACAGGGGGACACACUUAAGGGGCCGAGGACGCACAGUCUACAACACGUUCCGAGCAGCUCCCCCACCUCCACCCAUCCCCGCUUACGGAGCAGUGGUUUACCAGGACGGAUUCUACGGUGCUGAAAUUUAUGGGGGCUAUGCGGCCUACAGAUACGCCCAGCCUGCGGCAGCGGCAGCAACAGCUUACAGCGACAGUUACGGCAGAGUUUAUGCAGCUGCAGACCCUUACCACCACACUAUUGGCCCUGCUGCCACCUACAGCAUCGGCACCAUGUGAAACCUUCAGCUGUUUCCUUCUGGGACCAGGAAGGGCACAAAACAUUUUUUUUUAAAGCAAAGCAACAAACAAUUACAAAACUAACAAGCCAAGCGACUGAGUGAAAGCCCCCUUCUGUCCACACAUGCGCCCCAAGCGACAGGCCAGCCGGAGCGCAACUACCGACAGUCUGCCCGGACAGAUGGACGGCAGGGCAGCCCCACGCAGACUCCACAAUGCCGUCCGCAUCAGGAGACCCGUGCCCUGCUCCUCCCCGCUGCAGACCAAGGGGCCAGGAGGGACAGGUACUGACACAGACUGGAAUCUGCAGGCCCCAGGCCAUCACGUCUUCCU